Messenger RNA from Mauremys mutica (yellowpond turtle), 4881 nucleotides. RefSeq names its product voltage-dependent P/Q-type calcium channel subunit alpha-1A-like. Lineage: Eukaryota; Metazoa; Chordata; Testudines; Geoemydidae. Gene Ontology annotation, molecular function: high voltage-gated calcium channel activity. The record is from RefSeq and is a predicted model, not a curated record. Bases 2 to 4762 code for a protein of 1586 amino acids. The transcript has 31 exons. Gene Ontology annotation, cellular component: voltage-gated calcium channel complex; membrane; neuronal cell body. Gene Ontology annotation, biological process: chemical synaptic transmission; calcium ion import across plasma membrane.
CAUGGUAAUGUACGAUGGUAUCAAAUCUCAGGGCGGAGUCCAUCAGGGGAUGGUGUACUCGGUCUAUUUCAUUGUUCUGACCCUGUUUGGUAACUAUACCCUGCUGAACGUGUUUUUGGCUAUCGCUGUGGAUAACCUGGCUAACGCCCAGGAGCUCACCAAGGAUGAACAAGAGGAGGAGGAGGUGGCCAACCAAAAACUUGCACUACAGAAAGCCAAGGAGGUGGCAGAAGUGAGCCCCCUGUCUGCAGCCAGCAUGUCUAUAGCGGUGAAAGAGCAGCAGAAGAACCAAAAAUCCUCCAAGUCUGUCUGGGAACAGAGAACGAGUGAGAUGCGGAAGCACAACCUGCUGGCGAGCCGGGAAGCCCUGUACAAUGAGAUGGACCCCGAGGACCCAUGGAAGGUGACCUAUGCCCGGGCCAUGCGGCCUGACAUCAAGACCCACCUGGACCGGCCCCUGGUGGUUGACCCUCAGGAGAACCGCAACAACAACACCAACAAGACCCGGCCCAACGAGCCCUCUCUGGAGCAGCGCUUCAGCCAGCAGCGGGCUGAGGAUUUCCUGCGCAAGCAGGCCCGCUACCACGAGCGCUCGCGGGAGUUCAGCAGCUCCCGCAGCUACGAGCAGCCUGAUGCAGAGGGUCUUGAGGCCCGACGGCAGCGCAGCGGGAGCAAGGAGACCAAUCUGAACCAGGACGGCACCUACCGGGAGCUGGACUAUCCCAGCCAGGGAUAUGAGAGCAGCCGGGAGCAGGGCUACCGCGACAGCGCCUCGGAGCGGAUCAAAGCUGUCGACCCGCACCGCAGGCACCACCACCGGCAAGGGGGCAGCAAAGAGAGCCGCAGCGGGUCACCCCGGAUGGCCGAGGGCGAGCGGGAUCAUCGGCGGCACCGGGCCCACCGCCGGAUGGGAGAGGAGGGCGGCGGGAGCCGGGACGAGGGCGGCAAGGUGGAGCGGCGACUGCGGCACCGGGAAGGGAGCCGGCCCUCCCGCGGGGACGUGGAGGGUGAGCAGCCCGACGGGGAGAGACGCCGGCGCCACCGGCACGCCGCGCAGUCCACCUACGACACCGACGGCAAGAGGGAUGACAGGGAGAGGCGGCACCGGCGCAGGAAAGAGAACCAAGGCCCCAGCCCAGUGCCCGGCCCGAACCUCUCCACCACGCGGCCGAUCCAGCAGGACAUGGGGCGCCACGAGCCGCAGGUGGCGGAGGACAUAGACAACAUGAAGAACAACAAACUAGCCACCACGGAGCCCUCAACCCCCCACAAUGCCAGCCACCUCCAGAGCCCAGCCAAGGUGGGCCACCAUGCCAACUGCACGGCCACCCGGGCACCCCACAACCUUCCUGGCACCCUGGGCCAGCCACCCCCCAACUCCCAGAAUGCUGCCAACCGCCAGGCACCCAGCAACCCGCCCCAGCCCGGGCCCCCGAAAACCCCCGAGAACAGCCUUAUAGUCACCAACCCCAGCACCCAGAACAACCCAGCCAAGGCUGCCAAGAAGCCAGAGCACACCACAGUGGAUAUCCCAGCCACCUUCACACCACCCAUCAACAACACCGUCGUGCAAGUGAAUAAAAACGCCAAUCCGGACCCACUGCCAAAGAAGGAGGAAGAGAAGAAAGAGGAGGAGGAUGGCGAGCAGGAGGAGAAUGGGCCUAAGCCCAUGGUUCCCUACAGCUCCAUGUUCAUCCUCUCCACCACCAAUCCGUUUCGCAGGCUCUGCCAUUACAUCGUGAACCUGCGGUACUUUGAGAUGUGCAUCCUGAUGGUGAUCGCCAUGAGCAGCAUCGCGCUGGCCGCCGAGGACCCCGUGCAGCCCAAUGCUACCCGGAACAAUGUUCUGCGCUACUUUGACUACGUCUUCACGGGUGUCUUCACCUUUGAGAUGGUCAUUAAGAUGGUCGACCUGGGGCUGGUUCUUCACCAAGGCGCCUAUUUCCGGGACCUGUGGAACAUCCUGGAUUUCAUCGUGGUCAGCGGAGCUCUGGUGGCCUUUGCCUUCACAGGCAGCAGCAAAGGGAAGGACAUUAACACCAUCAAAUCAUUGCGUGUCCUCCGCGUCCUCAGGCCCCUGAAAACCAUCAAGCGAUUGCCAAAGCUCAAGGCUGUCUUCGACUGCGUGGUGAACUCUCUCAAAAACGUCCUCAACAUCCUCAUCGUCUACAUGCUCUUCAUGUUCAUCUUCGCCGUGGUGGCCGUCCAGCUCUUCAAGGGCAAGUUCUUCUACUGCACGGAUGAGUCCAAGGAGUUUGAGAAGGACUGUAGGGGCGAGUACCUGGUCUACGAGAAGGACAACGAAGUGAAAGCCCAGAGGCGAGAGUGGAAGAAAUACGAGUUCCACUACGACAACGUGCUGUGGGCACUGCUGACGCUCUUCACCGUGUCCACCGGGGAAGGCUGGCCGCAAGUCCUCAAGCACUCGGUGGACGCCACGUAUGAGAACCAGGGCCCCAGCCCCGGCUAUCGUAUGGAGAUGUCCAUCUUCUAUGUCGUCUACUUCGUGGUCUUCCCGUUUUUCUUUGUGAACAUUUUCGUGGCCUUGAUCAUCAUCACGUUCCAGGAGCAGGGGGAUAAGAUGAUGGAGGAAUACAGCCUGGAGAAGAACGAGAGAGCCUGCAUCGACUUCGCCAUCAGUGCCAAGCCCCUGACCCGGCACAUGCCUCAGAACAAGCAGAGCUUUCAGUACCGCAUGUGGCAGUUCGUGGUGUCGCCGCCCUUCGAGUACACCAUCAUGGCCAUGAUCGCCCUCAACACCAUUGUCUUAAUGAUGAAGUUCGACAAGGCCUCCACUGCUUAUGAGGACGUGCUAAAGAUGUUCAACCACGUCUUCACUUCAUUAUUUUCCCUGGAGUGUCUGCUGAAGAUCAUGGCCUUUGGAGUGCUGAAUUAUUUCCGUGAUGCCUGGAAUAUCUUUGAUUUUGUCACAGUUCUGGGUAGCAUCACAGACAUCUUAGUGACAGAGUUUGGGAACAACUUCAUCAACCUGAGCUUCCUGCGUCUGUUCCGUGCUGCCCGCCUCAUCAAGCUCCUGCGUCAGGGCUACACCAUCCGCAUCCUGCUGUGGACCUUUGUCCAGUCCUUUAAGGCCCUUCCCUACGUCUGCCUGCUGAUUGCUAUGCUCUUCUUCAUCUACGCCAUCAUCGGCAUGCAGGUGUUCGGUAACAUUGGCAUCGAAGACGAAGAGGAGGACUCGGCUAUCACAGAACACAAUAACUUCCGCACCUUCUUCCAGGCCCUCAUGCUUCUGUUUAGGAGCGCCACAGGCGAGGCCUGGCACGAGAUCAUGCUGUCCUGUCUGAGCGGGAAGCCCUGCGACGAGAACUCAGGCAUCAAGGAGAAAGAGUGUGGCAACGAAUUCGCCUAUUUUUAUUUUGUCUCCUUCAUUUUCCUCUGCUCCUUCCUGAUGCUGAACCUGUUUGUGGCCGUCAUCAUGGACAACUUUGAGUACCUGACCCGAGACUCCUCCAUCCUGGGGCCCCACCACCUGGACGAGUACGUGCGUGUGUGGGCAGAGUACGACCCCGCCGCUUGUGGCCGAAUUCAUUAUAAGGAUAUGUACAGUUUAUUACGUGUUAUCUCUCCCCCACUGGGCUUAGGCAAGAAAUGCCCUCAUAGGGUUGCUUGCAAGAGGCUGCUCCGCAUGGACCUGCCUGUGGCUGACGACAACACCGUCCACUUCAACUCAACCCUCAUGGCUCUGAUCAGGACCGCGCUGGACAUCAAGAUCGCCAAAGGAGGAGCCGACAAGCAGCAGAUGGACGCCGAGCUGCGGAAGGAGAUGAUGGCCAUCUGGCCCAACCUCUCCCACAAGAACCUGGAUCUCCUUGUCACCCCUCACAAAUCCACGGACCUGACAGUCGGGAAGAUCUACGCCGCUAUGAUGAUCAUGGAGUACUACCGGCAAAGCAAGGCCAAGAAGCUCCAGGCCAUGAGGGAGGAGCAGAACCGAACGCCGCUCAUGUUCCAGCGUAUGGAGCCGCCGUCCCCGACCCAGGAGGGGGUCCUGGGGCAGAACGCUCUCCCGUCCUCCCAGCUGGACCAAGGGGGUGGCCUGAGUGCGCCUGAAGGGGGCAUCAAGGAGAGCCAGUCCUGGGUCACCGAGCGGGCACAGGCCAUGUUCCAGAAGACAGGCACCUGGAGUCCAGAGCGAGGUCACCCCGAAGACGUGCCCAACAGCCGUCCCAAUUCCCAGUCUGUGGAGAUGAGAGAGAUUGGGAAGGACGGCUACUCAGACAGCGACCACUACCUCCCCAUGGAAGGGCACGGCCGGGCGGCCUCCAUGCCGCGACUCCCCGCUGAAAACCAGACGAUCACGGACGCCAGCCCCAUGAAGCGCUCUGCCUCCAUGCUGGGGGGCCACUCGCGCUCCAGAGGCAUCCGGCUGGACGACUACUCCUUGGAGAGGGUGGUCCCCGAGGAGAACCAGCGGCACCACCAGCGGCGGAGGGAGCGGAGCCACCGGGUCUCGGAGCGCUCGCUCAGCCGCUACGCGGACGUGGACACAGGGCUGGGCACGGACCUGAGCAUGACCACGCCGUCGGGCGACCUACCUCCCAAAGAAAGAGACCAGGAGCGAGGACGACCCAAGGACCGGAAGCAUCACCACCAUCACCACCAUCACCGCCAUCACCACCCCUCCUCCGACAAGGAGCGCUACUCGCAGGAGAGACAUGAGCACAGCCGGCCCCGCUCCAGAGACAGGCGCUGGUCCAGAUCCCCCAGCGAGGGCCGUGAGCACAUGCCCCACAGGCAGUAGUUCCGUAAGUGGCAGUCCAGUCCUUUCAACGUCCGGCACCAGUACCCCAAGGCGAGGACGCCGCCAGCUCCCACAGACCCCUUCUACGCCCCGGCCACACGUGUCCUAUUCCCCUGUGG